AUGGAAGAUGAUCAACGGGUCGACAUGAAAUUAAAUGAAAUUUGGAAGGCAUGUAGAAAAAUCCAGGAUACCAUUUUUCGUUAUGGUUAUGACAUUAAGAAAGACUUUUGUGAACAUGAUCCUCAGGGCAAGGGUUUAAUUUCGGUUUCAGAAUCCCUCUUCAGCAGCAUUUUGGGCAAAUAUAAAAAUGUUAUUGGCCUGUCGGAUUUUGAGCUGCGCGAAGUAACCGAUUAUUUCCGUUUGCGAGAUGGACGUGUUAUUUACAGGGAUUUUUGUAAGGUUGUCUGCGAUGAGGGUGGCAUUAAAAAUGAACCCAAAGACAUUGCCUCUGGUUUGGAAUGGAAUGAUCCCUUGCAUGUCAAUGUUAUAACCCGUCCCGAAGAUAGAAGACAAUUAUGUUUAAUUUUAAUAAAAAUUGCCCAAUUUGCUCAUCUGCCGUUAAUGCCAUAUUUUCAGGAUUAUGAAUUGAUUUCCCAAAAUGUGGGCACCGUCACGGUAUCUCAUUUCUCUCGAGUUUUGCGUUUCAUGAAAAUUCCCCUAUCCGAUAAAGAUUUUCUGCUACUUCUCAAACGUUAUAUGAAAGAUUCCUACAUGGUCAAUUAUGUGGCAUUUAUGAAACAUUUGGAGAAUAUUUUGGAUUAUUUAAAAACCAACAAAUUAACCGAUAAUUCGAUGCAAAUAAUACAAAAUUUUCCGGGGAAAUUAAUUGAUUUGGAUUUACCGGAAUUACCACCAGUCGAUGGCACGAAUAUAGCUCAGCGUGUCUUCAAAGACUUUUGCAAUCAUCCGCGAGAAAAUAAAGAUGUUUGUGAGAUUAUAUUUUGCCUACAAAAACAUGUACAUAAAAAUCGUAUAAGGGUUCGUGAAUUCCUUGAAGGAUUUGACCUUUUACAUACGGGCACCGUUACGCGUAAUCAAUUCGAAAGAGCACUUUCGAAUAUGGGUUUGGGUAAACACCUGACACAACGAGAAAUGGGAUUGUUGUGUGCGCGUUACAUAGAUCCCAUCGAUACGAAUCGCAUCAAGUGGCGUAUCUUUGAAGAUGAAAUUGAUAGAGUUUUCACUGUGAAAUAUUUGGAGAAAACUCCCUUACUUGAAGUUCAAUCGCCACCAAAAUAUAUUGAAAAAAUGGCACGUGAAGGAUCUCUAAAUUGGCAGGAGGCUAGCGAAUCAAUACGCAAUCUAUGCGAGGAGUCGUUGAGAAAAAUCCAAAUACGAAUUCGUAAUCGUCGUCUACAUUUACAUCCAUUCUUUCGUACAUAUGAUAAACUCAAUAGCGGCCAUGUACCUUGUAAAAUCACCAAUCAAAUAUUUGUCAGCAAUGGUAUUCUGCUAUCGAACGAUGAAUUGAAUAGCCUUACCGAUCGUUAUGGCAAUGAAUUGGGAUUUAAUUAUAAACAUUUUCUGGAGGAUGCUGAUCCGGCAGAAUAUGCUAUACCAAAAUUAAAAGCCACAUCAACUCUACAUACUGAAUGCCCACAAACAAAUGAAACUCCCGAAGUUGAAAAACAACUCGACGAAGAAUAUAUUAUAAAAUUAUUAACAAAAGCAAAAAGGCAAGCGGUUACAAAAAGUAUACCGGUUAUUGAUUUCCUACAGGACUAUGAUCGGCAUCGUGAAGGUGAAAUUUUAGAAAUAGAUUUUCGUCGAGCUCUGGAUAAUGCCAAUAUUAAAAUGUCUCCCGAUGAAGUUAAUAAUUUGUGUAAGAUCUUUCGUUCCCCGAAACGCGGCUGCUGUAUACUCUACCGUGAUUUUUGUCGAGCUCUCGAUGAAAUAUUUAUCAAACUGGAAAUAUCAUCGGGUGAUAAUGAGAUCACAGCAAUUCCUCUCAUCCAUUUGGCGAAUUUAGAUUGUACCGAGUGUUUUUUGAAUUUCGAAGAACGUACCAUAUGUUCGCAAGCUUUAAUGAAAUUGGCCCGACAACCAGAUGAAAUUUCCAAUCUUAGUUCAGUAUUUAAAGAUUUUGAUCAUGAAAAUUGUGGUUCAAUAGCUAAAAAUCAAUUGAUACGAGCCCUAACCGUCCGUGAAAUGCAUCAUAUGUUGAGUAGCCGCGAAUUGGAUACCGUAUUUAAAUGUUUCGGUGUACAGCGGGGUAUCCAUUUGGAAUUUAAUUAUCGUGAAUUUUUAAAUAUUUUGAAAAUUUUACAUGAAACUUGUCAAGUUAAGAGAAAUUAUUGACAA
Molecule: messenger RNA, 2181 nt
Organism: Musca vetustissima
Lineage: Eukaryota; Metazoa; Arthropoda; Insecta; Diptera; Muscidae
Exons: 9
Coding region: 1-2178 (725 amino acids)
Source: RefSeq, a predicted model, not a curated record